Molecule: messenger RNA, 1368 nt
Organism: Rotaria sordida
Lineage: Eukaryota; Metazoa; Rotifera; Eurotatoria; Philodinida; Philodinidae
Source: the annotation of a GenBank genome assembly
AUGAGUUCUGAUAAUAUAUUAUCAAUUCCUGAUCUAAUUGCUAAGAAACGUGAUGGCUUAGAACUUAAUCCAGAGGAAAUACAACAAUUUAUAGGUGGAAUUAAAACUCGUGACGUUCAAGAUUGUCAUGCCGGUGCUAUGCUUAUGGCAAUGUUUCUUAAAGGCAUGACUGAGGGUGAAAUUUGUUCAUUGACUACGUCUAUGCGUGAUAGUGGUGAACGUUUAAAAUGGCCACAAUUUCGUGGUUUAGUUGUUGAUAAACAUUCAACAGGUGGUAUAGGUGAUAAAAUAAGUAUUCCAUUAGCACCAGCAUUAGCUGCAUGUCAAUUAAAAGUACCAAUGAUGUCAGGUAGAGGUUUAGGUAUAACUGGUGGUACAUUAGAUAAACUUGAAUCAAUACCUGGUUAUCGAACACAAUUAACAGAUGAACAAAUUGUUAAAUUAAUUUCAACAGUUGGUUGUGGAAUAUUUUCUCAAUCACCUAAAUUAAAUCCAGCUGAUCGUUAUUUAUAUUCAAUACGUGAUGUUACAGCAACUGUAUCAAGUAAUGCAUUAAUUAUAUCAUCAAUAUUAUCAAAAAAAGCUGUUGAAGAUCUUGAUGCACUUAUUCUUGAUGUUAAAUAUGGUAUAUCAGCAGUGAUGAAAACACCUGAACUAGCAGAAAAUUUAGCUCAUUCCUUAUAUAAAGUAUCAGAAAUGCUUGGAAUCAGAACAUAUUGUUAUAUAACUGAAAUGAAUAAUCCAAUUGGAUAUUGUAUUGGAAAUGCCAUUGAAAUUCAAGAAUCAAUUGAUCUUAUGAAAUAUAAAUCAGGUCAUUCAAAUGAUUUAGAAGAAUUAGUUUGUGAACAAGGUGGUCGACUUCUUUUACUUACAGAUAAAGUAAAAACAAUUGAACAAGGUCGAGAAAUGAUUCGUGAAACAUUUAAAAAUGGAUCAGCUUUACAAAAAUUUCAUGAUAUGAUUAUUGGUCAAGGUGUAUCAGAAACUAUUGCAAAACAAUUAAUAAGUGAUGAUGAAAGUAUUAUUGGAUCUAUUUUAAAACUUGGUGAUGUACAUUAUCAAGGUAUAUCAUCAGAUACUGGAUUUAUUCAAUCAAUUGAUUCAUUUAAACUUGGUACUAUUGUUCAACGUCUUGGUGGUGGACGUUUAAAAUCAACAGAUAAACUUGAUUAUUCUGUUGGUAUUCGUCUGUUAAAACAUGUUGGUGAUCCUAUUCAACAAAAUGAACCAUGGGCUAUAUUAUAUGCUGAUACUGAUGCCACGCAACGUUAUCCAAAAGUUUUAGAUGAUUUAACUACAUCACUUAUUGUUUCUUCAUCAUCAGUCGAACCUUUACAACGUAUUUAUAAAGUUAUCGGAUCAACAUAA